AUGGCUGCCUUCUAUGUGGAAUGUCUGGUGGGAUUCACAGUAAAUAUGAUUAUUUUGGCGGCUUAUAUCAUGAAGUGGAAAAGCCUGAGAUCUCUCAAGGACCGUGAUAAGAUAAUCAGCUCUUUGACCAUUUUCAGAGCCUUGUAUUUUUCUUGCAGCAUUGUUGAGAACUCUGUCCUUCGAUUUUCGCCGUGGCUACUGAAAACCAAUAUUGUGAUAUCAUUCUUAUUUAUUCAGGGGACGUUUGUAUUCUACAGCAGUCACUGGUUGGCCACCGUCCUCUGUGUUUUCUACUGUGUGAAGAUUGUGACCUACAACUAUAAACUCUUCAUCUUCCUGAAGACCCGGAUCUCCAUCAUGGUCCCGUGGUUUAUUCUGGCUUCUCUGCUGAUAGCACUGAUCUCCAGCCUUCCAGUUGGUUGGUACUGUUAUGACUUAAAGCUACAAAAUGUAUCAAAUUGUUCCAAUGGAAAUAUUACUAGGUUUAUUAUUGUUCCAGACUUUGAUAAUAUGUUCCUGAUCUUUGCUGUUGGCUCCUUUCCGCCAUUUGUAAUAUGUUUUGUUACCAUCGCGUUGUUAAUUCAUUUCCUUCUCAUUCACACCAGACGGAUGAGGAGCAAUGAGUCACAUAUCCAGACCCCAAACCUUAAAUCUCACUUUGGUGCUUUGAAAAGUAUGAGCUUAUUUUUGCUGUUACAGAUAGUGUAUUUUAUAUGUUUGCAUCUUAUCACUUCUGGUAGAGUUUUUCAUUCGAAAUUCCCAUUUCUGGAUAGUUGGGUAAUACUCUGUAGCCUCCAGUUGCUCCAUUCCCUCCACAUGAUCUCUUCCAGCAAGGAGGUGAAGAAGAUGUUUACUUGA
Messenger RNA from Hyla sarda, 858 nucleotides. Its product is annotated as taste receptor type 2 member 40-like. The record is from RefSeq and is a predicted model, not a curated record. Gene Ontology annotation, biological process: G protein-coupled receptor signaling pathway; detection of chemical stimulus involved in sensory perception of bitter taste; sensory perception of taste. Lineage: Eukaryota; Metazoa; Chordata; Amphibia; Anura; Hylidae. The transcript has a single exon. The coding region runs from base 1 to 858 and encodes 285 amino acids. Gene Ontology annotation, cellular component: membrane. Gene Ontology annotation, molecular function: bitter taste receptor activity; G protein-coupled receptor activity.